Molecule: messenger RNA, 3950 nt
Organism: Python bivittatus (Burmese python)
Lineage: Eukaryota; Metazoa; Chordata; Lepidosauria; Squamata; Pythonidae
Gene: SPATA2
Product: spermatogenesis associated 2
Biological process (GO): protein linear deubiquitination; regulation of necroptotic process; regulation of tumor necrosis factor-mediated signaling pathway
Cellular component (GO): cytoplasm
Source: RefSeq, a predicted model, not a curated record
GUCUGGACAGCGUCGAAGAUGGUUGCUGGUCGAUGGUUUUAGGUGGGCUGUUGCCGCCGGAUUCCCGCACUUCGUGUCGGUGGGACAGGCGAAGAGUCGAAUCUACUCCACUGCUGUCUUACAUUGCCUAUGAUCAGUGGGCCUCAAGAUAGCCAUGAAUGAGAUGAGGUAGCCGCCCACGAGCGUGCUUAAAUCCAACUUCAGAUGGAUACAAAAUAUAAAGACGAUGUAUUUAGGAAAUAUGUACAGUUUCAUGAAUCUAAAUUGGAUGCCUCUGACAGGAAGCAGCGCCCAGUUAGUGAUGAGUAUCUACAAGUGGCAGCUUCAGCUUUACUCUGCUUUCCCAAGAUUGAUCCCUUUUAUAGAUUCCGGUUAAUUAAAUUUUAUGAGAUUGCUGAAAAUUCACUUCGGUCCUUGAAAGCUUCAAGUUUGCAUUCACUCCAGAAUGCAUUCGAAGUGCUGGAAUCAGUUGGAAUUAAUCUUUUUCUUUACCCUUGGAAGAAGGAAUUCAAAAACAUUAAGACUUACACAGGACCUUUUGUUUAUUAUGUGAAGUCUACAUUAUCUGAUGAGGAUAUAAAACAAAUAUUAAACUUGAUGGGAUAUGUUCAAGAACUUGGAACUAUGUAUAAGCUCAAAGACCUGGUUGAUACCUUUCAAGUUAAGAUGGUAUCAUUUGAACUUUAUCUGGCCAAAACAGAAUGUGAACAGUUGAUUGAAAUUCACUUGCAAGUGAAGGAAAAAGGUUAUUCAGAACUUGACAUUGUAAAGGAGAGAAAAAAUAGUAACGAUGAUGUUCGUGGCUGUUCAGAUGCCUUGAAACGCCGUGCUGAAUGCAAAGAGAAUCUAAACACUUCCAUGUCACGAAUGGUACUUCAGAAAUCUGCUAGUGAAAGAGGCUCUAAAGAUUAUUUCAAACCCAAAGUUAGCAAACCUUCUAAAUCAGUGGACACGUAUGAUAAUUACUUGGAUAGUAAGAAACCACCUUUGAUGGCAUCAUUGAGUUUCCGGAAAGAGCCCAUUUUAGUUGAUACUGAAGAUGACAUUAAAGAUGAAAUAAUUCGACCAUCACCAUCCCUCCUGGCCAUGUCAAGUUCUCCACAUGGAUGUACUGAUGAAUAUUUGCCAGUUUCAUCCCACACCAAUGGCAUAUUAAGAACAGGUAUGCCAUUUGGUACUUAUUAUUCCCCUCAAGAUGAAUUAGAUUUAUAUACUGACCCUGAUUCUAGAAGCACGUUUAAAAGACAAGAAUCUGCUAAACAUGAUGUAUGGCUGCUAAAAAAUGAUACCAAUCCAAGUUAUCAUAAACGUACACAUCUAGCCAAAGAGACCUCUUCCCUUAAGUGCCAAAACUGUGGAUUAUCUUGUGGCACCUCCAUUUGCCAAAAAUGUGACAACUUGCUCAUCUGCAGACAAGAAUAUCCAGCAAUAAAACAAAGCAACUAUUCGCUCAAAACACUUUCAGGUGAAGGUACAAUGUCUGGAUCUGCUGGAAGGGAAAAGCCACAAUAUAUGUUACAGACUCAAGAGCGAGCAUCUCAUAGUUCGAAAUCCAAACCUUUGGGUUCUUCACGCUGUGGCUUUUGCAACCGUUCAGGAGCUGCCAACACAUGUACUUAUUGUUCUAAAGUUUCCUGUGAUACUUGCCUCAAUGCUUACUAUUAUGAUCCCUGUUGUCGAAAAAGUGAGGUUCACAGAUUCUUGCCAAACAAUCAGUUAAACUACAAAUCAAACCAGCUCUCACAUCUGGUUUAUAGAUAGAUUUUUUAAAUUUAUUUUUUCAAAAUCCUAUAUUUUGGGGCAAAAGGGCUAAAAACACAAAUAUGCUGAUAAGUAUUUUAACAAUCUUUUAAGAGAAAAGAAACAGAUAUGCCCUAUUAGUAUAUACAGCAUAGGUGCCAAUCCUGAUGAUUUGGUUUUACAAAUGUUUAUGGCGUAGUUGAUGCUGCUACUCUUCUUUUUAGGCGACUCUUAGUUGCUUUUCCAUUUAGAUGAGGGAGAGAAGCACUUCUUUUCUUUAGAACCAGGCAAUCAAUUUCCUUUUUUUGCUAAAAAGAAGACAUAGCUGUUUCUUUGUUGUUUUUGCCUCAUUUAUGUAACAUAGCACCAGUAUAAUAACUAAAAGGGCAACUUAGGAACUAAGAAGAACAUUUUUAAAAUAUUGUAAAAUCGUUUGUUUUGGUAGUUUGUACAAAACAUUCAUGUGUAUGUUUGCUCUUAUCCCACCCCCCGCUCCCCAUUUUUUUAAAAAGAAAGUUUACAUACACUUCCUAGGCUCCAGUAGACAAAUCACGGGUGGUGUCAUUUUCUGGACUUUCCAAGAUCUCUCUCUCAAAAAUAUAACCUUAUAUUUUAAACCAAGUGUUUACUUUAUUCUCCAUGUUGCCAAAACAUCCAGUUGUUUGUUUCACUGUUCUAGUAUUCUAAAGAUGUCAAUUUGUAUGUGUUACAUUAUGCUUGGAGUGCUCUCUUUUCUAAUGAGCAGUGAUUCAUCUUCUGUUGCACAUGUAUCAAAUUCUUUUAUUUUUACUGUAAAUAGUUAAUUUGGAAGUAGUUUAUUUUAAUAAAUAUAUUCAAUAUGUUGUCUUUUAAAAAAAUGGGUAAGAUCAUGUAAUUGAAGUCUCUGGGUUAUUUUUUCAGAUAACAUUUUUUUUUGUACUGUAUUUCACCUGCAGCAUAUUACCACUGUUAUAGAGACUUGCUCCUAAAAAUCGAUUCAUUCUUUAUUCCUUUCAACUGGAUGAAAUUCUGCUUCCUGAAUCAGAAACGUUUGGACACAUAAUUUCACCUUUCUCUGCCAUAUUUACAACUAAAUUCUCAAUAUUAAAAAGAGUUGGGCACACACACAUUCACUUAUGCUGUCUCUCAUUCACACUUCUGGGAGUAGUUUACAUACACUACACCACUGCACUCCACUGCAAAUUGAUAGUAUUAAAAAAAAAAAAACGAGGAGAGGAGUUAAUGCCAUUUCCAGGCAUUAAGAUUUCUCUUUGUGGAGGUAGAGUUAAAUGCAUAAUUUGAUCUAGUCCCAAAGUGUAUCAAGGUGUCAUUCUAACAUUUAUAUAGCCUUGUUAUGCCAUUGCAUUGAAUUCUGAAUUUUGUGGAACGUUAUCUUUGACCUAAAACUGUACAUUUUAAGAGCAUGGUUGUUGAUUCUAGGAUUUAUAAGAAUUGUAGUCCUUUCACCUUUUAUGUGAUGAAACUUAUAUGAAUGGCCAGUGAUUACAUUAUCAAUGUGCAGGGGAGGGAUUGGGUGGGAAGGAGGGUUAGCAAGGGCGGGCAGGAACUCAGAGGGGAUUGAAUAAAUGUUUGCUGACAUUCUUUUGUCAUUAAUGAGCAUCAGAUGUGCAUCUUCAAGUGAUUGUUAUGGAAGGUUGCCGAGAGCAAAAUACUAUCAAAAAAGGCUACAUACUCAAGAAAAUCAGAAAUAAGAUGAUCACAAUGGCUUUCUACAUUCAGUAAUUUAUUUUAUUUCCUGCCAGCAAGGAAGCUUAAUGGAAUCAUUGCUUAUGUGAGUGAUUAAGAUUUUCAAAACUAUAGAUGGGUUUUUAUCAGUGUAUAUUAAUAUACCUGUAAAUACAAUGUGUAUAUAAAGUGUCAAAACAAUUCUAGUCUUUCUAAAGGAUCUGCCUGUAAAGUUUAUUUUGUUGUAUUGAGUUUCUCUUCAACCUUUUAAAGCAUCAUGGCUGUUAUUAGCUGGCUGCUAUACUAUAUAGUUUUUAAUUUUCUCUUGUUUGGAUACUAUGUUGUUAUUCACAUAACACUAACUAAAAACUGUGAUGCCACGUAAUUUAUACAGUGAACCUAGCAGGGAUUAACUAUCUUGCUUUUAAAGAAACAGUCCUAUGUAUAUAUUCAUCAUGGAAUACCUAUAGUUCAGAAAAAUGUAAGUGAUACUAUGCUAAAUAUAUUUUUAUGUGUAACUUACUGUAUGAGAUUGCUGUGAUUGA